AUUCCUCAGAGAUAGUUCAGUCGCGUCAGCCUCUUCACAACCUCACCGUCACUGUCCUCGCCGGUGAAGGAAGCGACCACUAUCGUCACACUCAUCGCCGGGAAAUACGCUGGCACGGAAGUUGACCACUCCAUCUCCUUCCCUAGUAGACACUUGCUCCUCGUUCCUGAAGAAGUAAAAUCCAGUACUGAGAGAGCUCACUCUAUAGACUCCGUUUCCAUCACCAUGGCUAUGGCAAAAUUUGAUAAGCGUGGGUCAAGAAAUGCUGAGAAAUUUAGCUCCGUGUUCACUCUAGCUGAGAUUCUUGAAAUGGACACUCUAUACACAGAGAUAGAAGAGCAAUCACUUGGUCAGCAAUUUUGCCAAGACCUUGCAAUGAGUUUUAGUGGUGCAGCUAGUCGUUCUGGAAAAUCUACAGUAACAUGGGAACAGGUACAAAAAUGGUUUUGGGAUAAGCAUAAAACACUGCACCCAGAAAGUUCCUCACCUGCUGCCCUCGAUUUAGUUGUUGAUCUUAAUCCAUCUACUCCAAACAAUCCGCCUGAAAGCCCUAAAAAAACUAUUCAAGGUGACAGUGUCACGAGUUUUCACGAAUUGGCAUGUGAAGCUAGACCAGCAAAAGAUGACAACACCACGAGUUUUCACGAGUUGGCAUUUGAAGCUAGAUCAGCAAAAGGUGACAACAUCAUGAGUUUUCACGAGUUGGCAUUUGAAGCUAGAUCAGCAAAAGAUAAUGCAUGGUACGAUGUUGCUUCAUUUCUCACCUACAGAGUUGUUAUCACUGGUGAACUUGAAGUUCGAGUGAGGUUUUCUGGUUAUCAUAAGGAAGACGAUGAGUGGGUGAACGUGAGAACAAGAGUGCGAGAGCGAUCUAUUCCAUUGGAACCUUCCGAGUGUCACAAGGUUAAGGUCGGGGAUCUUGUCCUCUGCUUCCAGGAAAGAGACGAUCAUGCAGUCUACCAUGAUGCCUAUGUUGUGGCGAUCCAUAGAAAACAACAUGAUCUGAAUAGCUGCCAGUGCAGUUUUGUGGUUCGAUAUGAUGACGAUAACACUCAGGAAAAUGUACAUUUGGGAAGGAUAUGUUGCAGGCCAGCAGGAUCUGGUUCUUUAGCCAAUGCAAAUACCCAGAAUGAAAUAUGUAAGGAUGAGAAUUGGAAGAUGUCUUUUCUUUAUUGAGGGGUUUUUAUUUCCUGUUUCCUUUUGGAUUUGGUGUAUGACUUGUAAAAAGGUGUUUGGCUAUUGAUGCAUUCUGAUGGCAUGGAUUUGGCAUUGAAGAAAUAGAUGAGAAUCAAGUAAGAAAAUUAUUAUUUGUAUUAA
Messenger RNA from Humulus lupulus (European hop), 1317 nucleotides. RefSeq names its product protein SAWADEE HOMEODOMAIN HOMOLOG 1. Gene Ontology annotation, molecular function: chromatin binding. NCBI's taxonomy places the organism in Eukaryota, Viridiplantae, Streptophyta, Magnoliopsida, Rosales, Cannabaceae. The coding region runs from base 226 to 1176 and encodes 316 amino acids. The record is from RefSeq and is a predicted model, not a curated record. The transcript has 10 exons.